Rotaria socialis is the source of this 1095-nucleotide messenger RNA. NCBI's taxonomy places the organism in Eukaryota, Metazoa, Rotifera, Eurotatoria, Philodinida, Philodinidae. The record is from the annotation of a GenBank genome assembly.
AUGAAACAUGCAGUCGAAGAUGGUGUUCUUCAAACAAAUCUUUUACAAGCGUUUCAAAAAAAUAAAAUAAUACAAGGAAAAUUAAAUGAACGUCAACGUUCAUACUAUGUAGAAUUAAUUAAAGAUAUGCAAGAUUACAAAUUAAAAGAAAAGUUAAAUAAAGAAUUAUUAUAUACAUGGAAAAAAGAAAGUUAUGUUCGACAAUUAAAAAAAAAUUUACAAGACUAUGAACGCAAACGUUUUGGUGUGAGAGAUGCUUAUUAUGAAUAUCAAGCAAGAAAUUUAGAUUCUAUCAUAUCUGGUCAACAAGGUCUUGUUAUACCACCGAGAGAAGAAGAACGUCGUUUAAACGUGAAUACAAAAUUUCGUCAAUUUCUUGACGAACAUCCACUGAAAACGUCAGCAUCAAUGCGUGUGGUUCAAUCAGCUAAUCUAGUUAAGAAUAUUAAAGGAAAACCAGAGAAAAAAGAAGAAGAAGAUGUUCUUGCUGUUGAAGAAACAUGGAAACAAAUUCAUGCACAAUCAGCUAUAGGUUUACGAAGAAAACGACCAAAAUUUUUGCCAACACUUCAACGUUCAUCGACAAUGGAUGAAAUUAGACGAAAUAAAACUUUUAAUAAAUCUCUUAUUCCACCCACUGUAGCUGUUGUAGCUAGUGUAAUAGUUACAACAACACCAGAAUUAGUUAAUGUUACAUUAGAGGACAAAGAUCAAGCUGCAUUAUUACCAUUAAAAGCAUCACCUGUCCAUGCGACAAUGAUUGAAGGUGUUGAACCAGUAUUGAUUACGUCUCAGACAUUAGAAAAACAAACUCGAGCUGAUCUUGUGACAAUGCGUAGUGUACGACGACCACAAAAAAAUCCAAUAGAUUUAAAUAUGACCUUCGAAUCACGAAAACGUAUUUAUCAAAUAAAUAAACGUGUUUAUAAUUAUCAAUUGUGUCACCGUAAAUGUGCUUUACAAUAUAAUGCACGAUUUGAUCGACAAGAACCAACUAAUCCAGCUGAUGAUGAGGAAAAUUUACUUAUCGAAAUGAGUGAAACUAAUCGACGAAGAUAUGAAGAUAGACAUCAAUCGGAUAAAGUUUUUAUUUAA